Molecule: messenger RNA, 957 nt
Organism: Drosophila melanogaster (fruit fly)
Lineage: Eukaryota; Metazoa; Arthropoda; Insecta; Diptera; Drosophilidae
Gene: AgmNAT
Product: agmatine N-acetyltransferase
Exons: 1
Coding region: 55-705 (216 amino acids)
Molecular function (GO): transferase activity; acyltransferase activity, transferring groups other than amino-acyl groups; acetyltransferase activity
Source: RefSeq, marked reviewed
UCUCCACGUGUUUGGGAAUCGUUUCCGAAAGAAAUUUGCAAAUAGAAAUCCGAAAUGGCUAAACCGAUUGCCGAUGACAUUGUGGUGCGCCAGGUGGACGUCGGGGAAACGGAGCAACUGAUGACCUUCCUGCUGGCCCACUAUUACCCCGAGGAACCUCUGACGGCCGGCACACAUCCUCCAGAGCCGGAGGCGGCGGACAAGGAGUUUCUGCUAUCCAAUGUUCCCUUUGGCACAUGCUUCGUGGCGCUGCACGAAGGCCGGAUUGUGGCCGCCGUUGUGGCGGGACCAAAGGACUCCCACGAACCGGAACACAUGGCCGAGGAGGCCAGAAAAUAUGCCGGCGGUAAGUGGGGUAGCAUUCUGCAUCUGCUAUCCGCCGUGGAGACGGCCACCGAUGUGUGCCGUCGCUUCAGUGUACCCAGCUGCCUGCAUGUUCAUGCACUGGGCGUUGAUCCGCAGCUGAGGGGUCGUAAUCUGGGCGGCCGCCUCAUGGAGACAGUGGCCCAGCGGGGCAGAGAUUUGGGGCAUCAGCUCGUAUCCGUCGACUGUACCAGUGUCUACUCCGCCCGAUUGGUCCAGCGUCUGGGCUACCAGCUCAUCAACACGUUGCGGUACGUGGACCACCUGGACGCCAGUGGGCAGCAGGUCAUACGACCGCCGCCGCCACACGAGAGUGUCCAGACCUUCGUGCUCCAUUUGUAGGCAAAGCAGCUAACCCAUCUUAUCACCACCAUGCCCAAAAGCCAAUAACACGCCCCAAAAAAACAGUGAAAUGGUUCCUUAUCGCUGGUUUAUGAACACGAUAAGACAGCCCGGCAAAUUGCACACGCAAUCAGCUUGUAAAAUGCUAUUACAUUAGUAUAGAAAUGACAAAAUUUACUCAUAUUUAGACUUAAAAUAUCAAUGUUUUAUAUUUAUUACAUAUGUAAAAUAAAUACACUUUUCUUUAUCUAC